AACCGAUUUAAAUCGGGAAGGACGCCAGACUGUUGCCAAAUCGCAGAGACCAAACCUAACUGUUGACGCUACUGUCAUCUCGGGUUCAUUCAACCAAACAAUCACCAUUUUUUUUUUGGAUUUUCCACGUGGAAUGUCAACUCAACCUCAAAUGUCCUCAUCAACAACCAACAUAACCUGUAUAUUUUGAACAGGAAUUUGGGRUAUAAGCAGCCRCUAAAUUAGAGCGUAAAAGAGCACAAUACCAGCCGAAUGGCUCAUUUUAAGCGUUUGAACACUAAAAUCUACGAGGCGAAAGGCCCUGAUGUGACCCCAGAUUUUAUUUACUGGAAGCAGCUGACGCAACCGGUUUUGGUCAAAGAAUUCGGCCCAAUCGACCAUAUAGAUUUUUCGCCAAAGGAGCCCCAUCAUUUCGCAGUAACAUGUUCAGUUAGGGUGCAAAUUUACAACCCCAUCACUAAACUUGUGACCAAAAAUCUGUCGCGGUUUAGGGAAAAUGCGUAUGGGGCUGUAUUCAGAAGCGAUGGCACCCUCAUUGUGGCCGGCGGCGAAGAAAAAAAUAUUAAAAUCUUUGAUGUGUCCACAAAGAGUAUGUUAAGGUUGUUUAAGGGUCACUCCGCCCCAGUGCACAGAGUAGCUUUUGUAAAUAGAGAACCACAGAUAGUCUCAUUUUCCGAUGAUAAAUCUGUUAAGGUCUGGGAUAUUCCCACUGAAAACACUCUGCAUACUUUUGAGGGACAUAAUGAUUAUAUUCGGGCAGGCCAAGUUAGUCCAGAUGUUCCAAAUAUUGUACUGUCCGGCAGCUAUGAUAGUAUUAUCAAAAUGUGGGAUACGCGGACGGCUAAAGAAGUCAUGACAAUGGACCAUAAAAGCCCUGUAGAAUCCCUACUGUUCAUGCCCAAUGGGGGGAUGUUUUUGAGCUCCGGUGGCACAGACAUCAAGAUUUGGGAUGUUUUAGCCGGAGGUAAACUAAGAGGCGCUUUAGCUCAACACCAUAAAACUGUAACUUGCUUAAAGUUGGGUUCAGGUGGCAAACGAUUGCUCUCUGGCAGUUUAGAUAGACAUGUGAAGAUAUAUGAUGUUUCCACGUUUAAGGUUGUGCACACGCUGGACUUUCCUAACGCUAUUCUAAGCUUGGGAAUUGCACCGGAUGAUUCCACGGUGGUAGCAGGCUUAAGUGAUGGAGUGAUCGCUGUGCAGAGGCGAAGUGAAGAAACCACAUCGGAAAAACGACCGAAAAAAGUGGCCUUUAAUUACAAAUUCCAUGACAUUCUUUCCAAUGUAGAUGAAAUUGUACCCGAUUUACAAAAUGAAAAAGAAGCCAAAUAUGAUUACUACUUCAGAAAAUUUGAAUAUGCCAAGGCUUUAAAAGCCGCCUUAAUGCCCUACGUCGUAAAUAAACACCCGGAAAGGACUGUGGCCGUUCUUCGGGAGCUGCAGAAAAGGAAAGGACUUCCGAAGGUGUUAAAAUAUAAAGACUCAAAUCUCCCUAAUUGGUUAACAACGAUUAAGCAAUUGGUUAGAUUUUUUAUUAGCCACAUUACCGAUCAGAGGUUUACUAGAUUCCUAGUGUCCAUAGCAGACGAAUUUAUCGAUAUCAUAGCAGACCGGGUAGACGCUUUGCCUUCAGACAUUGGUUUACUCUUGGUGCAAUUGUACGAAGUUUUAAACCGAGAGAACAACCUCGCCAUGGAGCUAGCUAUGGUUGAAGGGAUGAUGCAAACCUUACUAUAUGCUCAAGUAACAGCGGAAACCGACAAUGAAAUCAAUUAUAAACUGGUUAAAACAGGUGAAAAUAACGCAAUUUCAGCUAAAUAGAUUUUAUUACCAUA
Dendroctonus ponderosae (mountain pine beetle) is the source of this 1832-nucleotide messenger RNA. Its product is annotated as U3 small nucleolar RNA-associated protein 15 homolog. The transcript is spliced from 10 exons. The record is from RefSeq and is a predicted model, not a curated record. Bases 253 to 1818 code for a protein of 521 amino acids. Lineage: Eukaryota; Metazoa; Arthropoda; Insecta; Coleoptera; Curculionidae. Gene Ontology annotation, molecular function: protein binding. Gene Ontology annotation, biological process: positive regulation of transcription by RNA polymerase I; rRNA processing. Gene Ontology annotation, cellular component: nucleolus.